UAAACACAGUGUUGUAGGUGUGAACACGAAAUUACUGUGACCAUGGCACACACCGUCAUAUCUCCUUUAUAUCCUCCACAGAUAGACACAACACGGACUCCAUAUGCAUUUGGUGAUAGAGCUUUACCGAGACUCAACCGCGAAUUAAAUGACACCAACUUACUUACAAGACAGAGGGCUGUUAUGUCACUAUGUGAUUUUUUACAUGACCCCGAACACAUUGCAGAAGCACUCCGAUGUGGGAUUGCCGAGAGUUUGAAAAAGCUACUAACAGAUGAGGAUAUCACUGUGAGACAAAAGGCUACAGAAUCUCUUUAUGUGAUUGGUGGUCAUGCCAUUGGACGAGAUGCCUUUCUUGAUCAUGAAAUUAUUAUCCCUAUAUCAAAGUUGUUUGAUGAUAAAGAAGAUGUAGCAAGAAAAAAUGCACAUUUGGCCAUUCAAAUUAUAUCAGAAACACCCCCAGGAGCAGAAGGAAUAGUGACAGCCAAAUUAAUUCCAAUUUUAGUGAAGAAAUUAUCUCUUGAAUUAGAACAGAUUAAGGUUUGUAUACUAGACACUUUGCACUACUGUAUGAGGGUGGAUACAGAAGAAGCGCUGAAGGCCAAUGCUAUGGAAACAUUCACAAAGCUUGCUGACCACCACUCACCAGUAAUCCGAGCCAAAGCUGCCAGAGACAUUAUGGAUCUGAGUGUGCCUUUGGAUGGGAAGAACAAAGCAGUGGAAGUGAACUCUGUCCAGGCUCUGGUCAAACUUUUAGCUGACCCAAUUGCAGAUGUACGUGCUAAUGCUGCUGGUGCCCUGAUGACUAUAACUAUAACCACAAAAGGGAAGUACACAGCAAUCAAUGAUGCUAAGGCAAUAGAACCUCUAGUAAAAUUGGUGGAUGAUGAUACCAGCGAGGUGCGACUUAACGCUUUAAAGGCUCUCACCUGUUUGUCUGAAGCUCCUGAGGGGAGGAAGGUUUUACUGAAUCAUGUUGAAAAGAUCAAAGCUAGAAUGUUGGACCCCAUACCUGCUGUCGUCAAGGCAGCCACUAUUGCUGUCAAGGUCAUCACUUGGAAACCAUGAAAACAAACCAGUCAUCACAAAAUCAGGAACUACAAAUGAUUUGUACUAAUGUCUACUUGUACACCACUAGUGGUAAAUUAGAUAAAGGAUGGAUUAUGUCUUUUGAUCCUUGGAAAAACCAGAAAUGUUGUACCAAAGUCUCUACAAACCACACCUAUUCUAUUUGGAGGAAAUAUUGUGUCAAACUAUCUGUGAUAAAACUCUGAACUUCUGAUUAAACAAGAAGUCUUGCUUUAGAGUAACAACUUAAGGACUGAGCCAUUGCUUAAAUCUCCGUUGAUAUUCUUUUUCAUAAAAAAAAUGUCUUAUUUAUGAAGUGUUUGAUGGAUAUGUAAAUUCAUCUUGUAUCUCAA
This is a messenger RNA of Ylistrum balloti, 1421 nucleotides long. RefSeq names its product radial spoke head 14 homolog. Lineage: Eukaryota; Metazoa; Mollusca; Bivalvia; Pectinida; Pectinidae. Gene Ontology annotation, molecular function: protein binding. The record is from RefSeq and is a predicted model, not a curated record. The coding region runs from base 43 to 1068 and encodes 341 amino acids. The transcript has 10 exons.